Messenger RNA from Gaeumannomyces tritici R3-111a-1, 2632 nucleotides. RefSeq names its product RNA polymerase II transcription factor B subunit 1. Gene Ontology annotation, biological process: nucleotide-excision repair; transcription by RNA polymerase II; transcription by RNA polymerase I. NCBI's taxonomy places the organism in Eukaryota, Fungi, Ascomycota, Sordariomycetes, Magnaporthales, Magnaporthaceae. Gene Ontology annotation, cellular component: transcription factor TFIIH core complex; transcription factor TFIIH holo complex. The coding region runs from base 390 to 2375 and encodes 661 amino acids. The record is from RefSeq and is a predicted model, not a curated record. The transcript is spliced from 2 exons.
UGCCCCAAACAACUCAAUGUUCAGAUUUGCCUUAGACUUCCACCCACCUGCAUCUAUUCAAUGAGAAGAAGCCAUUCAGGAUAAGUCGAUCAAGCCUUGGAUUGCCACUCGAUAAACACUGCCUCUAUCUCUAUCGAAAAUUGUUACUUGAAAAUCGGGCAGAGGGCGUUUGUCAGCAGCCGACAACAACCAUCUGUCUCUCCCAUCUGAGGUUGUUGCGCGGGCACGCGACAUAUGUCGAGUUCCAACCUACUCGCACAUUGUAUUGAUGAUCUCCAGCUGAGCGCCCACCAUCGGGAAACAAGCCUUGAACAGACCAGGGUGCCGGGGCGUGUUUUGGGCCCUUGCAAGCGGCAAGUGAGGGCGGCCAACCCCAAGGGCCCGGCGUGAUGGCAACGCCACGAGGCAGAGCCGUGUACAAAAAGAAGGAGGGCAUCAUCAGAGUCUCGGAUGAUAGAGCCGCAGUGAUCUGGACCCCAACGCCGGGGUCUGGACCUCCAUCCGUUUCUCUGCCCAUUGAGACCAUUACAAAUCUUCAGCAGACUCCAGACCAUGUGGCAAAGGUCAUGCUCAAGAUUUUUGCCAAGCCUCCCGGCGAGGCGGGGGAGCCGGUCACUUACCUGUUCAACUUCACCUCUCCCGACGAUGCUAGAUCCGAGGCUAAUGCCAUCAAGGACCUACUCUCCAAGCUGCUGGCAGAGGCCCGUACUGCCGAUGCUGGUGUCGCCCCUAAGGGCUCGGCGGCUCCCUCGCCAGCUCCAGCUGCAGCUGCAGCCAACGGGGGUGGGUUGAGUAGCUCUGCCGCCAUGUCAUUUGCCGGCACCGUGAACACCGGGAAACCACGCCCUCUCGACGACGCGCAGUUGAGGCUCGACAUUGUCCUGCAGCAAUCGCUCAUGAAAAAGGACAGGGGACUUCACCAGAUGUACAUGGAGGCGCGAGCUACCAAACCCGAGUCCAUCUCAGACGCCACAUUCAACACCCAGUUCUGGUCCUCUCGCACAAGCCUUCUACGUGCGCACGCCAUCGAGACCAACCAGAAGCGGGGCCAGUACAACGUGCUGGCAUCCAUCAAGAUGACUCCCGAAAGUGAAGGAUCAGCCAAGUACAAGUUGAACUUCACGCCAGAACAGAUUCUCAUGGUGCUGACGCAGUACCCGCUGCUGCGCCGUCUCUACAACGAAAAGGUGCCCAAGGAACUCUCCGAGGUCAAGUUCUGGUCCAAGUUCUUUGUCAGCAAUCUUGCUCGGGAGCUCAGGGGCGAGAAGCUAGACCCGAAUCACCACGAUAACGUUUUCGACAAGUACACGGCCAGUGACAACGACAAGGCCAUUUUCAGCCAGUUUGAGUCACAGCAGCUGCCUCAUAUCAUCGACAUUUCCGGAAACGACGUGAACCAGGGGGGCAUUAAGGGUGGCAAUCUGUCGGCUCACGACCCGAACCGGCCAGAUCGUGAACGUGGUGGCCCCGCCAAGGUCCUGAACAGCCUGAGCGAGAUGAUGCUGGCGCAUGUCAGCCCGGUGGAUGGAGACCGGUCCAAGGCCGAAGCUUUGAGUAUGCCCGAGAAGGGGUACCGAGAGCUUGCGCUGCGGGAUCUUCAUGAGACUGCGGCUUCGGACCGGAUUGUGCUCAACGUCAGGGACCAGGCGCACUUUUUUGAUCAGACGUCGGGCCCCUCGAGGGAUACGCGAGAGUACGCGGCGCAGAUACCGACGGUGGUGCUUGGUGAUCUUGGUGCGGACUUGUCGGAGUUGGGACAGGGCGGCGAGUCGGGCCCCAGCAGGGGCAUCGAUCUCCACGCUGCCAUUGGGGUCAACGACGAAAGCGACAGCGACGACGGCGAGGGACGGAGGCGGAAGGCGCCGCGCGUGGGGUCGCGUGAGGCGCGCUCGGCAGCACAGGCGCAGAUCUGGCGCGCGCUAGCCAGGAGUAGGGGAGACACUCAGGGGCAGGUCGAGGACGAGGCCUCACCCAUGGGCCUUCCCGUGGAGCUGGCGCAAAAGACAUUCAUCACCAACGCGACGACAACCGAGUUUCUCAAGCAGUUUUGGGGCGCAUUCCUAUCAGGUGACCCCGAUCGGGCACAGGAGCUGGCGUACCAUGUCGAGGCGCUGAGGAAUUCGGUAUCGCGGAUCGAGGCCGUGGCGGAGGAGGCCGAGGAGAUGCGCCAGAGCAUCAUCGCAGCGAGGAAGCAAGAGAUCAUGGGGCAUUACCGAAGGACCAGGGAAAAGACCCGGUUCAGCGACAAUGAAAUCAAAGGGGGCAAGAAUGCAGUCAUGACACUGCUGAGACCGACUCUCGACUCGCUCAAAGCCGCCCAGGACCGCUAUCAGGAGGCAUUGGCGGCCGAGGGCCUCAAGGCGUCGACAGAGUGAGGAUUUGGAUAGAGGUACAAGCAGGUUGCAAUAUGGUGGAUGAUAGACCUUCGAUGAUAGACCUUCGAUUCCGAAUAGAAUGUGUUUCCGUUCUUUGUGGUAUGGUUGGAUCCUGGGAGUCGUAGAUGUCUACUCAGCUAGGAGACACCCACCUCGCUGGAUUCACAUCUCCCUACCUAGCCACUGGCUACUAUUUAUACACAACGUACCCGCGUCCCAGACCAUCUGUAUCUUGGAGGCGUGCCUCUGAAGCCAUC